This is a messenger RNA of Aureobasidium namibiae CBS 147.97, 981 nucleotides long. Its product is annotated as alpha/beta hydrolase. The transcript is spliced from 4 exons. The record is from RefSeq and is a predicted model, not a curated record. NCBI's taxonomy places the organism in Eukaryota, Fungi, Ascomycota, Dothideomycetes, Dothideales, Saccotheciaceae. The coding region runs from base 1 to 981 and encodes 326 amino acids. Gene Ontology annotation, molecular function: hydrolase activity.
AUGCCGUCUGACAUCAGAAAUCUCGAGUCCCUCUUCUCUCUCCGUGUUGAACGCCAUGUCACCCCAACUUCUUCUGGCUCCACCGUGAUCAGCUACACUAAAGACCUGGGGGAGGGUCCUGUCUUGUGGCUCGUCCACGGUUACCCUCAGUCUGCCUAUAUCUGGCGCCAUAUUAUCCCCCAACUGCAGGACAAGAUAUCCUUGUUCGUUCCAGAGCUGCCGGGCUACGGCCUCAGUACUCUCAAAGGCACGGCCGGAGUCGCCGCCGUCGGCGCCGCUCUGCUUGAAGCUAGCCAUGCAUUGUUCCCUAACCGUGACAUUAUUUUAGCCGGUCACGACCGUGGUGCCCGCAUCUGUCAUCGCCUUUCUGUUUCCAAUGCCCAUCCCCCCAAGGAUGAUACUGCCAACCUGCAUUCUUACAAACUCCUGGGUACUGUGCUGCUCGAUAUCGUCCCCACUCUGGUCCAGUGGCAAUCGUUCGCUCGCCCGUUGGCCAGUGUUUCCUACUUUCACUGGCCAUUCCUGGCAUCUCCUGUUGCAGCCGACAUGAUCGAGGCUUUUGGUGCUGCCAAAUGGACACACCUGGGUUUGGACCGCAUCUGUGGCGACAACGCAGAAGGGCGCAAGGCCAUGCAGUCCGACGACGCCUGGGAAGUAUACGAAUCUCUGCUCUCGAAACGUGAAGCCAUCGAAGGAUCAUGCGCCGAUUACGCUAGUGGUUGCUUCGUGGAGCCACCCCUCCAAGAAGCAGAUCAAAGUGAGGGUCGCAAAAUUCAGAGUCCCGCGCUUGUCAUGUGGAGUCUCUCAAGAUUGGGCAAGAUGCACGGCGAUGUUGGAUCAAUCUGGAAAGACUGGGUGCAAGAUACAUCCUUGCUGACUGCUCAAGGCGUAGGAGACGAUGUCGGACACUAUUUGCCCGAAGAGGCUAGCACUGUCAUCGGCUCAGCCAUCAAGGACUUUGUCGAAAAGGUGACGAAGUAG